GUUCUUUCAUUUGAAAUAUCGCUUGUGUGUAGUGUUCUUCUUCAUUAACCAACUUACAAACGUGGAAUAAACAAACAGUGAAACUAAACAUUGAAAAUGCCUCGAAAAAGGAAAUCUAAAUCUAAAUCACGCGGGUCGACGCGCAGUUUAUCAAGAGCGUCGACAACGUCGAAGGUGCGCGAGUCCUCCGUGUUGACGGACGGCUCCCUGGCCAUCCUAGCGCGCGAGAUCGCCACCGACAAGAUGAACGGUCUGGUGAUGUGCAUGCUACUCAACAUCCCCACCACCGUCAUUGUGAACGCCGCCAACGGCGCCAGCGACAACGGCCUUAUUGACGCCACAGAUACCUGCAAGAUCGAGACCACACAGAAACUCCUCAUUGACUGGAAGUUGUCACGAGCCGCCUCAAAAGAGAAGGAUAAGGUGCGCGAUUUGGAGCGCGCGCUCCGCGAGAUGGGGAAGGCGGAGUUUGCUGACGUCAUUAAUGACAAGCAUGCAAACAACGUAGAGUUGAGUGGGGAAGCGUUCGCUAACUUGUAACGUAGGCAAUAUGAACUUGCUCCGUGUUGUUCGAGUGCAUUAUUUAAUACAUCUCGUUGUUGCCAAAUAUUGUGGAUUUAGGAUUUAAAAUUAAAGACAGUUCUUGGAAAUGUCAUGUUUAUUGGUUCUGUCGGUAAUUUUGACAGUUUUGAUAUAAACAAUUUUUUUGUAUAACAACGUACAAGAAUCACAUUUUACUGUCAUGUUAUGUAUACAUAAAACAA
This is a messenger RNA of Mya arenaria, 764 nucleotides long. RefSeq lists its product as uncharacterized. The record is from RefSeq and is a predicted model, not a curated record. The transcript is spliced from 2 exons. Lineage: Eukaryota; Metazoa; Mollusca; Bivalvia; Myida; Myidae. Bases 97 to 540 code for a protein of 147 amino acids.